AUGGCGUUACAGCCAUUCACUAANCCUUGUAAAUUACCACAUGGUACUUUCCAUUCUUCUGUGGUUAGUUCUACUGGAGAUAACGCAGAAACCAUUGCACUAGCGAUCGAUCAGAUUCGUUUGUUGAGAAAUUCGUUCUGUCACGCAUUUAAAUCCGAAUUGGACAAAACAACGUUUGAUCGAUAUGUUAAACUCGCGAAAGACGCGAUCAAGGCGCUUGGAGUCAAUACUGGCCCCAUUGAUGCUGUUGGAAGUUUGACUGAGUCUGACUUUCCCACUAAGGAAGUUCAGAAGAUAAGGGAUGACAUCAGAAAAGAGGUUCAAAAAGAAAACGAAUUUCUCAGAGAAGAAGUUAAAAAUGAGUUGCAGCUCCUAAAAAAAUCCCAAAGGAAAGGUACUGAAGAGCUGAAGAAGACGCUAAAGAGGACCACAACGGAAAGUCAAGAUAUCACCAACGCGGAAAUAGCCAAACUUCAGACAGAAGUUACUUCUUCCACCAAAGAUGUGAAGGAUGACCUAAAGCUUCUUCGGAAAUCACAGCUAGAGGGUACUGUACACUUGAAGAAGGCAAUCGAAACAGAAAAUGUUACCAGCCGAGAGAUGAUGACUGAGAAGUUUGCCGAGUUUCAGAAUAAAGGCAUAGCUCUCAGGGAAGGUGUGAAAGAUGAGCUAAGGCUUCUACAGGAAUCGCAAAGGGAAGGUAUUCAAGAACUGAAGAAAGCAAUUGAAACGGUCGAUGCAGCAAGCCAGGAGAUGAUAAAUAGAAAGUUUGCCGACUUUGACAAGGAAAGAAUUGCACGCGUGAAAAAUGUAGAAGAUGAGCUAAAGCUCUUACAAGAAUCUUACCUAGAAAGCACUUUGGACCUGAAGAAGACCUUUGGGAUGGCAAACGCUGCCGGCCAAGAAAUGAUAAAUGCAAAGUUUUCCGAGAUUCAAACUGAAAGCAGCGCACUCAGAAAAGCUUUUAAACGUGAGAUCAAGUUAUUACACGAAUCACGAGGUGACGAUACUCUGGACCUGAAAACAAUCGCUUCUAGCCAAACGUUGGUGACGCAAAGAAUUUCCGAGCUCAACCAAACGAUCAAAGACCUACUGAAGGAGGAGAGUUCAGGUUCUAAACUCUCUUUACCUCGAUCAAAUCUCCCUCCGAUGGUUCCGCAUUUCACUGGUCGCGAGGAGGAGUGUGACCAGAUUAUUGGUCACAUGACUUCUGAUUCGACACGAAUCGUAUCCGUUUGGGGCUCGCCAGGGUUUGGAAAGACGUCCACGGCAAUUGCUGUGGGGCAUCAUCUUCGUGAACGGGGUUUGCCUGUCUACUUUAUUUCAUUACGUGGGCUGAAGUCAAAAGGAGAUUUAAUGUCAAAACUACUUAGCAUCUUUCGGACUGAUAAAUCAGCGAAGCAAAGUUUAACUGUUGAAGAUGAAAUUGGUUUCAUUUUUGAACGCCUGUCGGAUCACUGUGUGUUGAUCCUUGAUAAUGCUGAUGAUUUGUUUGAAUGUGGUGCGUCAACCGUGAAAGAGGAGACUGUGAAUCUGCUGAAAGAGAUUCUCAACCGCAGUGAAAAGGUAGAUUUUCUUUUAACUAGGAGGGAGUCAAUGGCUUUUAUGAAUGUGUCUUUGCAGGGACACCAGUCUGUUAGGAUAAGAGAACUCGAAACAUCAUCGUCCAAGACUUUGGUGAGACAGCUUCUUCCGGAGGUGAACACAACUAACGUAAUGAAAAUCGUGCAGAUCUGUGGGCAGGUGCCUUUAGCCAUAAAGCUUUUGUGCUCGUCACUUUUUGAAGAUUUUGCCCAUUGUAGUUCGGAUCUUGAUGAGUUAUUGCAGUCGAAACGUAGUCUAAUUGAGCUGCUGGACAACCCAGAUUAUACCAGUGAUUUGAGGCUAAAAUCCCUAUUUGAAUCAUCUUUCCAGAGACUCUCUUCGCAGAAUCAAGAGGCACUGAUAUCCUUGUGUAUUCUACCCGAAAAUUUUGAUCUCACGAUUGCAAAAGCUGUUUUAGGACUAUCAAGUUCCUCCGAAGCCAAAAAAGUUUUGCGCGAGCUACAAAGGAGGUCCCUCAUUGACAGCUGUCCAAAUUUGCACGAGUUCUCCAUUCACAAGCUUUUACAGUCGUACGCAAAGCACAAAGGCGAGCUUGACAUGAAAGAAACAAUUCUACUCGCAAACACUCGCUUUUUAUCUUUCUUCAUAUCUUUGUUUGACAAAUUAAAUGAAAUGUUCCUUACUGGAAAAUCAAUGACAGCAUUUAUCGAGUUCUUUGAGAAUGAAAAGAGCAUUUUUCAAAGUCUAAUUAAUGGAUGUUCAGACUGCAAGACAGNUACUCCUCAGCUGCUGAGUCACACAAGCGUGCACUUGGCAUCAGAAUAA
Messenger RNA from Stylophora pistillata, 2370 nucleotides. RefSeq lists its product as uncharacterized. The record is from RefSeq and is a predicted model, not a curated record. Lineage: Eukaryota; Metazoa; Cnidaria; Anthozoa; Scleractinia; Pocilloporidae. Gene Ontology annotation, molecular function: ATP hydrolysis activity; protein binding.